This is a messenger RNA of Acanthoscelides obtectus, 1593 nucleotides long. NCBI's taxonomy places the organism in Eukaryota, Metazoa, Arthropoda, Insecta, Coleoptera, Chrysomelidae. The record is from the annotation of a GenBank genome assembly.
GUGUAAUGGAAAUCACAACAUAGUCUAUAGUCUGAUAUCAAAAUUGAAGGCAGCGGCAAAUUUGAAAGAAAGCCGCGUCUACCGUUUGUCGUAGAAUUUCAUGUUUAAACAUUUACAGUAAAGACAUUUCUCUCAUGUUCUGAUGUAACCGUUCGUGCCUGAAUUCGCAUCGGCGAAACGUGAUUGUCAAACGAUUAGUGGUUUUCCCAGAUAGUCGUUGAUUUGCCGUGCUUUUUGGACAUUUUCGAGUAACAUCUAAGUUAUAAUCACACAAUUUUACGUCAUUGAAGGUAUGACUAAUGAGAUGGUAUAGACGGCAAGCAGGCUCGCCGCACCGGUACCAGCGGCCCCCUGGGUGAGCUGUUCGAUCAUGGUCUCGAUUCCUACACUGCCGGUCUCAUUCCAUCCGCCAUCUACUCCAUCUUCGGCAGGGGGUCCACGUACAGCAUCGUACCCUUUCGCAUGUUCUUCACUAUGUGGAACGUACUGAUGAACUUCUAUCUCUCGCAUUUCGAAAAGUACAACACGGGUGUACUUUUCUUGCCCUGGGGGUACGACUUCUCCAUGUGGGGGACCAUCAUCACAUUCUUCAUUACAGGGAUCUUCGGAUCCGACAUGUGGCACUUCCGCAUUGGCAGCUUCAACGCGGGCAAUAUAUUCGAGAUGCUGUUGUACGUCUCGUCACUCAUAUCAAACGUACCGGUUGUGAUGUACAACAUUUACCUUUCCUACAAGAACAAAACGGGCCAUAUGAGGCCGUUCAGCGAAGCAGUGCGACCUCUAGUCUCCGUUGGCUUGUUCUUCUUGGUUACUCUAGUCUGGGUUCUGUACUCACCAUGUAACAUUGUCGAAAAAGACGCCAGAGCUCUCUUCUUUUUGAUGGGGACAAUUUUUUCUAAUAUUUCUUGCCGUCUGAUAGUUGCUCAGAUGAGCCACACCAGGUGUGAGAUCUUCAACUGUCUAUUAAUUCCUACCUCAGUGGUUGUUGGUAUUGCGGUUGUCACCAGGCUACAAACGUUAGAACUGUUUUUAACGUAUGCGCUGUGUGUAGUUGCAACAUUAACGCAUCUGCAUUACGGAACAUCAGUGGUAAGACAAAUGUGUAAGCACUUCAAAGUAAAUUGCUUCACACUAAAGGAUCGCACGGAUUGACUCCUUGCCGACAACGCAUGAGAAUGUGUUGUCUCUCGGAGCCACCCUCAGGAGGUGUUAUUAUUUAUGAUCCAUACCACUUGUUGUAUAUAUUUUGUAUAAUUUGGACUUACUAGUGUAACUUUUUGUUGUUGUGUGCUGAGGGUGCGUACAGAGAUCUGCCUAGUUAUUUUUAUGCUAUGAUUUUUGUAAUGAAUUCUAAAAGACUUUUUUAUCCUCUAUUUUGUGCCAGUAUGCAUUGUAGGUUUUUGUUAUGUGAAAAUAAAAUUCAUCAAUUAUAUUCGUACUUCAUUUGCGGUUUAUGUCGUAUUUGUAUGGAUAUGUUUUGCGGAUGCCGCAGGGGUAUUACGUAAAAUAUCGAUAUAACGUCAUUACAAAUAGGUAAUCUAGAUGAAAAAUAAAGGACAAUCGUCAUCUAUGCCUGAUGAAGCAAGUAAGCAG